Messenger RNA from Plectropomus leopardus (leopard coralgrouper), 1125 nucleotides. The record is from RefSeq and is a predicted model, not a curated record. NCBI's taxonomy places the organism in Eukaryota, Metazoa, Chordata, Actinopteri, Perciformes, Serranidae.
GAGAUCUCCAGCACUCCAUUAAAGUCGAUCCCAGUCGGAGUCUUUAAGGACCUCAGCAACCUCGAGAAGAUUGUACUGAAGCUAAACAAGCUCCAAAGCCUGGAGAAAGGCUUGUUUGACGGCCUUGAAAAAUUACAAGAGCUCCAGCUGCAUUCGAAUGAGAUCGAAACGAUUGAAGACGGGACCUUUGAUGGACUUGAGAACCUUAAAUACCUUCAUUUGGCUAGAAACAAUCUCUCUGCUUUAUCUGUCGACUGGUUCUCAAAGCUAAACAAACUGCAGAUACUACGGCUUUAUGAGAAUCAGCUGACCACCAUUCCUGAAGAGAUUUUUCAAAACUUGCCAAACUUGAAAGAAAUUGGCUUGCAUGGAAACAAGAUAGCAGAAUUGUCACCUAAUCUAUUUCCUCAUAAAGACAAACUAAACAAGCUCUUAUUGGAUAGCAAUCUUCUGACUAGUUUACCUGAAGGAUUCUUCGUUGGCUUCACUCAGCUUAAAACACUGACCCUACACAAGAAUAUACUCACAAGUCUACCGCCUGUACUUUUUGGAGAAAUGCCUAAACUUACACAGUUAAGCUUCAGUCAGAACAAUCUCAGCACUCUUCCCAGAGGAAUAUUCAGCCCGCUGAAGAAAGUCAAGAAGUUAGAUCUGUCUAAGAAUCAGUUUGUCACUUUGAAUGCUGAAUACUUUGAAGGCCCUGAGAAGCUCACAGACCUGAAUCUGCAGAACAACAAGAUAAAGUCGCUGGACGCAGAUGUGUUUGGAAAGCUACAAUCACUGACCACGCUCAAGCUAGCUCACAACAACCUCCAGACACUUCCUGGGGAUAUUUUUGAGACUUUACCAAAACUAAAAAUACUUUACCUCAAUGACAACCCUUGGCACUGUGACUGUAAUCUGAUAGAGCUUCACCUUUGGAUAAAGGCAAACUCUGACAAGAUUGUGUCUCCUGCUGUCUGUGAGUAUCCAGAGAAUCUUAAAGGGCAAGAAAUCAAAUUAUUAACAGAGGAUCAAUUAAUCUGCCCCACCCUUCCCCCUACAACCACCAUCACCACAACUACUCCCACAACAACCACGACUCUCCCAACUACAGAACCAACAACCACCAUUCUUACUACCACA